CGGAGGCCUCUUGUUUCACUCAAAGAUUGCGAACGUUUUCUUUUCUUUCUUUUCAUUAAUGAAGAAAGCACCAAUACAAGCAAGAGCACUUAUACAUGCAAACAUUUAAAUAAUAUUGAUACAAAAUAAACACGUCACGUAAAACAGUAAUUAAGCAAAAUUACAUUUGAUAUAAAAAGAUCAUGCAUAGAAACAGGACAGUGUUCGUAUUGCUUUCAUGUUUGUACUUUUCGUCUCCAGGUUGGCUUCGUGGCUGAAUGCACUUUUAAACGGAGUUGCGCAUGUGCGCAUGCGUCAUUUCCUCCGACGAUUCCUGAUUCUACUGAAGUUACCUAUGUUGACUUUAAAGGACUUAAAUGCUCCAGAACUCCGCUUAGUUUGGCACUUUAUUUAUUUACUUAUUUAUUUAUUUUAACAUAUUAUAUUGCUCACUAAAGCAGGUCCCAUAACUUGACAGAUGUGCUUAAUGCAUGAAGAGCCAAGCUAACUCUAUAAAAAUGGGCAGAAUUUGGUGUGAGCACCUGCACACCUCUGUACUGCUGACAUUAGUAUUGUUGACAUCUGUACUCUUUGUCCUGGUGCAUGAAAACCAGGACGUUUUAUAUGCCUUUUCACCAUCAGAGAAAAGCUGGCGUAUUCUAAAUAUGUCAUACAGGACUGUACAAUCCCAAAAGGAUUUUGGCAAUAUUCUUAAGACUAAAGCUAACCGUGAUCAGUGUGGUGUAGCUGUGAAGAGCCGCAUUGACUGUGGCCGUGAUAGAUCUUUGAGUCAAGCUGAAUGUUUGGACAGAAGAUGCUGCUAUGUGCCCCAACCACAGUCUGGAUCCAGAGGACCACCGUGGUGCUUCUACCCAGUCCGUUACCCAGGCUACAACAUGGGGCCCCUGUUACCCACCGAAAGGGGCCAAAGGGCCACCCUGACCCGUUCCAAACCCUCUUACUUGCCCUGGGACAUCUCCACACUACAACUAGAUGUAAUGGCCGAAUCUUCAGGUCGUCUGCACAUCACUCUGAAGGAUCCAUUAUCUUCUCGAUAUGAGGUCCCCUUCGUGACCUCCUAUUCCAGGGGCCACAGCGACAAACAGGAACCCCUCUAUGAUGUGGAGUUUCAGCCAGAUCCUUUUGGGUUUAUUGUACGUCGCAAAUCCAAUGGCUGUGUUCUUCUCAAUACCACAAUAGGACCCCUCCUGUUUGCAGAUCAGUAUCUACAGAUUUCGACUUCUCUAGCUUCCUCUAUGAUAUCUGGACUAGGUGAACAUUACACCCCCAUCACACUGGACUUGAACUGGACCUCUGUUUCAUUAUGGAACAGAGACAUGGCACCACAUAGAAGUGCCAAUCUGUAUGGCUCCCACCCCUUCUUCUUGGUCCAAGAAGGUAAUGGAAAGGCACAUGGGGUCUUCCUUCUCAACAGCAAUGCAAUGGAGGUGGCUUUGCAGCCCGCUCCAGCAUUAACAUGGGUGACCAUUGGAGGAAUUCUGGACUUCUACAUCUUCUUAGGCCCAAGCCCACAGAGCGUGGUUCAACAGUACCAUGAGGUUAUAGGUUACCCCAUGAUGCCACCCUACUGGUCACUGGGCUUCCACCUCUGUCGAUGGGGUUAUACUUCCACCAACAUCACAAGAACAGUGGUACAGCUCAUGCGCCAAUCCAAGUUCCCUCUAGACGUACAAUGGAAUGAUCUUGAUUAUGCAGACCAAAGAAGAGUCUUUACGUUUGAUCCGCACCGGUUUGGAGAUUUGCCCCAAAUGGUUCAAGAGUUCCAUCAGCUGGGCAUGAAGUAUGUACUCAUACUGGAUCCAGGCAUCAGCAGUUCAAGUCCUCCUGGUUCAUACAAACCCUUUGAUGAUGGUCUGAAGAGUGGAGUGUUCAUCAACAACUCUAGUGGACAGAUCCUUAUUGGGAAGGUAUGGCCAGGUCCAACAGCAUUCCCAGAUUUUACCAAUCCUACAACAAAGGACUGGUGGAUGGACUGUAUCAGAAGCUUUCACUACAAGGUACCAGUGGAUGGACUUUGGAUAGACAUGAAUGAACCAUCUAAUUUUGUCCAGGGCUCUGUGGAAGGAUGUCCUGAUACUAAAUUGGAGAAACCACCAUAUACCCCAGGUGUGAUUGGAGGCCAGUUAAACUCAGGAACUCUGUGUAUGUCCGCUCAGCAGUAUCUGUCCAAUCACUACAAUCUGCACAAUCUCUAUGGGUUCACCGAGGCCAUCGCGACUCACAGUGCGUUAUUGAAAGUGAAGCGUACUCGACCAUUUGUCCUGUCCCGGUCGUCUUUCCCCGGACUAGGCCAUUUCUCUGCACACUGGACAGGAGAUGUGCAGAGUAACUGGGAGCAACUGCGGUUUUCAAUACCUGGUGUGCUACUGUUCGGACUCUAUGGCAUUCCGUUAGUGGGAGCUGACGUGUGUGGAUUUGGUGGGGACACGACUGAAGAGCUGUGUGUGCGCUGGACACAACUUGGAGCCUUUUACCCCUUUAUGAGAAAUCAUAACGACAAACCAAAUGCUCCCCAAGAGCCAUAUGUAUUCAGCAGACAAGCCCAAGACAGCAUGAGGGCUGCUGUAAUGCUGCGAUACUCUCUCCUGCCUUUCCUCUACACGCAGUUCCACCAUGCACACACCUCUGCCCACACUGUGGCUCGUCCCCUCUUCAUUGAAUUCCCCACUGAUCCAAAUUGCCAGAGCAUUGAUAAGCAGUUUCUAUGGGGGAGUUCAAUACUUAUCAGUCCUGUUUUGGAGCAAGGAGCGGUGGAGGUGAUAGCCUAUCUCCCUCCAGGGACUUGGUACAAUCUGCACAAUGGACAGGCAUAUCACAGUAAUGGGCAAUACAUUCUGUUUCCUGCCCCACUGGACAUCAUUAACGUUCAUGUGAGAGAGGGAAGCAUCAUUCCACAACAGGUUCCUGCAUUGACUACUACUGCUUCACGCAGAAACCCUUUUAUCCUAAUCGUGGCACUCUCUGUAGGGAGUUUGGCCAAAGGGGAGCUCUUCUGGGAUGAUGGAGAAAGUCUGGACACUUUUGAACGGGGAGAUUACUCAUACAUUCACUUCUGGGCUGAAGAGUCUCAUUUGGUCGGCAAGCCAGUGAAAUUAAAUGGAUCUCUCGAUCAUUUGGUCCUCGGGGAAGUGCGUGUUUUUGGGGUUCAGACACUUCCUACGGCUGUGUGGGCCAAUGGAGAGAAGGUUCAAGAAUUUUUAUACAACUCAGACACCAAGGUUCUUACAGUGCCUGGUCUGGACUUACUCAUGACAGCCAUGUUCACAAUACAGUGGAGUUGAUGAGAAGGAUGAAAGCUCUGUGUUUGUACUGCUGUGCAAAUCUUCUGUGUAAAUGCUUGUGCAAUUGUUUAUAUUAUUGUGUAUGCAGUUAUCAUCAAUAAUGCACUGAAAGUUUUUAAACAAUGUAUGUUUUAUUGAAUUUAAUAUUUAAUGUUGAAUGCUUGAUUUAGUGUUUAGAAAUGUGAGUCAGUGAUAAAUUCAUGAAACUAUGCUUUGUUGUUGUUGUUUUUUUUUUUUGGUUGUUGUUGUUUUUUACUCAGUGACAAAAUUAACAUAAAUAAUGAUGAAAUACAAAGAUAACGAAAUAAUAAACUAUCUUUAUAAAAUAGCUUACAAAUAUUUUGAUUUGAAAAUGUUCUAAAGAGCAUGUGUGCUUCAGUGCAAUGAAAAAAAUUCAAGAUUUAUGCAUUUCAGUUUCAAAAAUUUAAUUGAGUUAUCUUUAGCAAAAUAAAAUAAAUAAAUAAAUAAAUAUUGAAUGUUAUUCAUUUACUUUUAUUAAUAAUUACACAAUUCAAGUUGAAGGAAUUUUGUUAUGAAUCUGAAAUGUGUAAAUCUUAAAAACAUAUUCUUUUUAAAUGUGGAAGCAAGGAAAUGUGACCUUUUGAAUGAGUGAACUUGGCCAACACCACAAAUUUGCUUACAUUUGAUAAGUGACCUAGAAAACGAUUCCUUCCUCAUUUUACACCAUAUUCUUUCUUUGUUUUAAAAUGUUCUAAAUCCCAAAACUUUGUUUAUUUAAAGGUUUAAAUGAAAAAUAAAUAUGAGAUUUUCAGUGUGGCCUCUCAGCCCAUUGGACCCAUCUGUAUAGAAUGUAUAUAGGGAAUUGAAGACUGGAUUGAAUCAGCUUAAAUAGUGAUUCUGUUUAUUUAUUUGCAAAAAAAAUCCACACUUUUUCAUGUUUUGGUGCUUUUAGUUUCUUCCAAUUGGUAAAUUUCUGUUUUAAAUUGUGCAAAAUGUGCUUUUCCUUUUUGACCACUUUUAAAUGAUUGUGCAUGCAAAAUUGUAAACAAGAAACAUUUAACCCCUUUGUAUAUGCUUUUAAUAAGUUACACAUCAUUAUUUAAUUUAUUUAUUUAUUUUUAUUUUUUUUUAUUGAAAAUAAUUAAAAUGGUAUAAACAAGAGUGAAUAUAGCAAUUUUAAAAAACAUUGUUAUAAAACAAACAUGUCAGGGGUAUAUGGGGGGAAAAAUUACAUGAAAGGGAAAAAACAAAAAUGAUAUUAGGCCUAGAGAAAAAUGAAAAUUUUUAGAAAAAUUA
Myxocyprinus asiaticus (Chinese sucker) is the source of this 4538-nucleotide messenger RNA. It is a transcript of the gene gaa, whose product is annotated as alpha glucosidase. The transcript has 20 exons. The coding region runs from base 471 to 3281 and encodes 936 amino acids. Gene Ontology annotation, cellular component: lysosomal membrane. NCBI's taxonomy places the organism in Eukaryota, Metazoa, Chordata, Actinopteri, Cypriniformes, Catostomidae. The record is from RefSeq and is a predicted model, not a curated record. Gene Ontology annotation, biological process: glycogen catabolic process; lysosome organization. Gene Ontology annotation, molecular function: carbohydrate binding; alpha-1,4-glucosidase activity.